CUCUCGGGGUGACCAAUGGACGGCGGACACGGCGGAAGGUGACUGUGUAGCUCUGAGUCGGUGAGGCGGAGAGAAUCACACAGCGCACACCGAGCCGCGGAGGGACGUCAACAUGGACGGGACUCUGCUAGGUGCAGUGAUCUGCUCACUGUUUCUCGCAGUGAAUUGUGUGUAUACUGCCAGUGAUGAUGUAGUCACGUUAACCCCCUCUAAUUUCAACAAAGAAGUUAUCCAGAGUGACAGUUUAUGGCUGGUGGAGUUCUAUGCUCCGUGGUGUGGGCACUGUAAGGCACUGACCCCUGAAUGGAAGAAAGCUGCCACUGCCUUGACGGGAAUUGUGAAGUUGGGAGCUGUUGACUGUGAUCAGCACAAGUCUUUGGGUUCUCAGUAUUCUGUGCGAGGCUACCCCACUAUCAAAGUGUUUGGUGCUAAUAAGAACAAGCCAGAAGAAUAUUCGGGCGGCAGAACCAGUGAGAGCAUAGUGGAUUCGGCAAUAAAUGCGCUCCGGGCAAUGGCGAAGGACAGGCUGAGUGGAAGAGGAGGAGGAUCUGAAUCUGGAAAGCAACAGAGGAGCAGCAGUGGCGGCAGCGGUGGAAGUAAAAAGGAUGUUGUUGAACUAACCGAUGACAAUUUUGACAAACAAGUAUUAAAUGGCGAGGAUGUAUGGCUUGUAGAGUUCUACGCUCCAUGGUGCGGGCACUGCAAGAACUUGGAACCUGAGUGGGCAGCUGCUGCCAGUGAAGUCAAUGAACAAACCAAAGGGAGAGUUAAGUUGGGUGCAGUUGAUGCCACUGUCCACCAAGGCCUCGCCAGUCGUUAUGGGGUGAGUAGUACUAAAAUUGAACAUGUCAUUUCUCCAAUGUCCCAACUGAGCUGCGGCUUUAUUGCAGGUGCUGCUGGAAGGAACGCCUACCUGGAAGUCAUGCUGAAGAUGGCUGACCGAUACAAGAAAAAGAUGUGGGGGUGGCUAUGGACAGAAGCUGGUGCACAGUUGGACCUGGAGACCUCUCUGGGGAUUGGAGGCUUUGGUUACCCAGCUAUGGCAGCUGUUAAUGCCAGGAAGAUGAAGUUUGCACUUCUGAAAGGUUCCUUCAGCGAGCAGGGAAUCAAUGAGUUCUUACGAGAGCUUUCAUUUGGCCGCGGCUCCACAUCACCGGUUGGCGGUGGCGCAAUUCCCAAAAUUAACACAGUUGAAGCCUGGGACGGCAAAGAUGGAGAGCUCCCAGCUGAGGACGACAUUGACCUCAGUGAUGUCGAACUUGAUGACUUUGAGAAGGACGAACUGUGAAGAAACAUGCAGAUAUAUAUACCUCCCUGUUGUAUUGUUACAUCCCUCUUCUUGGAGGAACUUAUGCAGCUGGUGGACUUCUACCCAUCUAGAAUAAUGGGUGGUUCUAGUCACGACUUUAUUUUACUCUAAGAAAUCAACGUGCACUUGAAGAGAAGGAUUUCAAUGAUACCAAUGAACGGUUCCUCUCGGGAGAACACUGAAAAAUUCUAUGAAUUGUUGUAACAGUGAGUUUCAUCGUAUGCGGUUUAGAUUUUGGGGGCGUCUGAUGGUUUUGUUUUUUAUGGGUUGGGAGGGCUUGCUAUGGGACUCAUGCAUCUUGAAGGAAUUGUUGUUAACGCCCUAUUGGCUUUAUGGCCAUUCAAAAACGGUCUCCUAAAUGUUUCCUUGGCUGACACUGCAAUGUUUAUUUUGUUUAAUGUAUUUUCCUUCGCAAAUUGAUCGGCUUGACUCAAUUUAUGAAUAAAAUAUUUUUUGACAA
Molecule: messenger RNA, 1769 nt
Organism: Pseudophryne corroboree (corroboree frog)
Lineage: Eukaryota; Metazoa; Chordata; Amphibia; Anura; Myobatrachidae
Gene: PDIA6
Product: protein disulfide isomerase family A member 6
Exons: 11
Coding region: 113-1288 (391 amino acids)
Biological process (GO): response to endoplasmic reticulum stress
Cellular component (GO): endoplasmic reticulum lumen
Molecular function (GO): protein disulfide isomerase activity; protein-disulfide reductase activity
Source: RefSeq, a predicted model, not a curated record